GCGUGGUGGCUCAUGCCAGCACUUUGGGAGGCUGACACAGAAGGACUACUUGAGCUCAGGAGUUGUGUGCGCUGCUUCACCUGUAGCAAGACUGUGGGCAACACGUGGGAGGCCUACCUGGGGCUGCUGCAGGCCAGGUACACUGAUGGGGACGCCCUGGGCCUGAAGCACUACAGCCGCUGCUGCAUGCUGCUGGCCCACGUGGACCUGAUCCAGAAGCUGCUCAAUUAUGCCCUCCUGGGGAAGUGACCUCGCUGGACCCACCCACCUGCCGUGCUGACCAUGGGCAGUUGCUGUCUUGCCCUGAGUUCACUAAACUGAGAUGUCAGGGUCCCAGGAGCAAUUGCUGACCAUACUGGGUGGAUGCAUGUACCUCACUCUGGAAGGGACCAUCCAGUAAG
Molecule: messenger RNA, 401 nt
Organism: Chlorocebus sabaeus (green monkey)
Lineage: Eukaryota; Metazoa; Chordata; Mammalia; Primates; Cercopithecidae
Source: RefSeq, a predicted model, not a curated record